AGCGCCUGUGUCUCCGCGGCCUGGGUCCCAGGGUCGUGCCGCGGUCGUAGGUGGCGGGGCGGCUUGGCAGCGCGAGGCUGGACCCGGCGGGGCCCGGAGGGUCGGUCGUGCCCGGCCCCGGUCCUGGUCGUCUGCGGCGUCUUCAGGGAACCGGAGACGUCGCGUCGCGCUGGCAGGAUUGGGCCAAGCCUAUGCCCUGGCUUUUGCAGAAAGAGGAGCAUUGGUUGUUGUAAACGAUCUAGGAGGAGACUUCAAGGGAAUUGGCAAAAGCUCCAGGGCUGCCGAUAAGGUCGUUGAAGAGAUAAGAAGGAAAGGUGGAAAGGCCGUGGCCAACUAUGACUCUGUGGAAAUGGGAGAGAAAGUUGUGAAGACAGCCCUGGAUGCUUUUGGAAGAAUAGAUGUCGUGGUCAACAAUGCUGGGAUUCUGAGGGACCGCUCCUUCUCUAGGAUCAGUGAUGAAGACUGGGACAUUAUCCAAAGAGUUCAUUUGCGGGGCUCAUUCCAGGUGACCCGGGCAGCAUGGGAGCAUAUGAAGAAACAGAAGUAUGGCAGGAUCAUCAUGACUUCAUCAGCUUCAGGAAUAUAUGGCAAUUUUGGCCAGGCAAAUUACAGUGCAGCCAAGCUGGGCAUCCUGGGCCUGGCCAACACUCUUGCAAUUGAGGGCAGGAAGAGCAACAUUCACUGUAACACCAUUGCGCCAAACGCCGGGUCCCGGAUGACCCAGACUGUGAUGCCGGGAGAUCUUGUUGAAGCCCUGAAGCCAGACUAUGUGGCACCCCUGGUCCUUUGGCUUUGCCAUGAGAGUUGUGAGGAAAAUGGCGGCUUGUUUGAGGUUGGAGCAGGAUGGAUUGGAAAAUUGCGCUGGGAGCGGACCCUUGGAGCCAUUGUAAGACAGAGGAAUCUGCUAAUGACUCCUGAGGCAGUGAAAGCUAACUGGGAGAAGAUCUGUGACUUUAGUGAUGCCAGCAAGCCUCAGAGCGUCCAAGAAUCAACGAGUGGUAUAAUUGAAGUCUUACAUAAAGUUGAUUCAGAAGGAGGAGUUUCAACAAAUCAUACCAGCCACGCAGCAUCUUCCACCACAACAGGAUUUGUAAGUGCUUCCACUUCAGGGUCUGUCUUCUCUGGAGAUGUGUCCUCCUUCCUCUCUCUUCUCUCUAAAAUAGUCACUCUCUUUCAUCCACA
Castor canadensis (American beaver) is the source of this 1182-nucleotide messenger RNA. The record is from RefSeq and is a predicted model, not a curated record. Lineage: Eukaryota; Metazoa; Chordata; Mammalia; Rodentia; Castoridae.